This is a messenger RNA of Erigeron canadensis, 1355 nucleotides long. Its product is annotated as protein BTR1. Gene Ontology annotation, biological process: regulation of gene expression. The transcript is spliced from 9 exons. Lineage: Eukaryota; Viridiplantae; Streptophyta; Magnoliopsida; Asterales; Asteraceae. Gene Ontology annotation, molecular function: mRNA binding. Gene Ontology annotation, cellular component: cytosol; cytoplasm. The record is from RefSeq and is a predicted model, not a curated record. The coding region runs from base 157 to 1158 and encodes 333 amino acids.
AGAUGGUUGUGUGUGAUGUGAGUUAGUUACAUAGUUUUGCAAAGCUGUGUGUGUGUCGACACCAAACCCAAGCUGCAUCUACCUGCCCUCCCUUCCCCUGCCUCAACACUUUAAUAAAUAAUUAUAAUAUAAUCAGUGCAGAAGAAAGGAUACGCAAUGGUGUCGCCGGAUUCUGGUUACGCUUCCUCCAAUGACGGUGCUCCUCCUUCCAAAUCCGAACCUCAACUUCCUCCUCCUCCUCCUUCAGAUGGUGCAGAGACUACAUACCUAAGGUUUCUUGCUUCAAAUGCGGAGGCUGGUUCAAUCAUUGGAAAGGGUGGAACGACAAUUUCAGAUUUCCAGUCUCGAUCUAAUGCACGAAUUCAGUUGUCACGCAAUUAUGAGUAUUUUCCCGGAACUUCUGAUAGGGUUAUUAUGGUGUCUGGAACAAUUGAUGAAGUUCUUGAGGCUGUUGAACUUAUCCUAACUAAGCUGCUCAAUGAGUUCUAUGCUGAAGAGGGCGAUGAAGCCGAGCCAAGAUCAAAAGUUAGAUUAAUCGUGCCCAAUAGUUCUUGUGGUGGAAUCAUUGGGAAGGGAGGAUCCAUGAUUAGGUCCUUCAUUGAAGAUUCUCAAGCUAACAUUAAGAUCUCUCCUCAGGAUAACAACUAUAUUGGAGUGAAUGAUAGGUUGGUAACAGUGAUUGGCACCUUACAGCAGUUGGUGCAAGCCAUUAAUCUUAUAUUAUUGAAAUUAUCUGAAGAUGUAUACUAUGUACAGUCCAUUGGCCCCCCGUUUCCGUAUGCUGCGGCUUAUAAUGUCCCCAAUUAUGGACCACCUGGGGGUGGUGGAAAGUUUCAGAACAACCGGUUUCAAAACAGUAAGGAAGAUACGAGUCACUCGACAACUAUUGGUGUUUCGGAUGAGCAUAUAGGGCUUGUUGUCGGGCGUGGUGGUAGGAAUAUCAUGGAAAUCAGUCAGAUUAGCGGAGCUAGGAUUAAGAUAUCCGAAAGAGGUGAUUUCAUAUCUGGGACGUCUGAUAGGAAAGUAACGAUCACAGGAUCACAUAGGUCAAUCCGUGCAGCAGAGGCUAUGAUAAUGCAGAAGGUUUCUUCGGCGUCGGCUCCACCUCCAGAUGUAACUCCCGACCAGCUUGCUGUUGAAAAUCUGUCCCUCAACUAAAACAUAAAUUGUUUCCACUUCUCAUCUAGUGGUUUUACUUAUAUUCCCGUACCAUAAGUGAAGUGUGAAAUGAACAUACGAGCGAGUCAUCUUAUAAAGAAAACAUAGUUUUUUGCAGGAGGAUGUUGUAAUGAGGGACUAUGAAGAGGUUUAAUUUAUUAAAGUUAUUAUGAAAUGUGAUAAACGGUGAUUCAAUA